AGUGCCUUGGCUGGUGCGUGCACUGCCCCGGCGAGGAUGCGGCUGUUCCGGUGGCUGCUGAAGCAGCCGGUGCCCAAGCAGAUUGAGCGCUACUCUCGCUUCUCCCCGUCGCCGCUCUCCAUCAAGCAGUUCCUGGACUUCGGGAGAGACAAUGCGUGUGAAAAAACGUCAUACAUGUUUCUACGGAAGGAGCUUCCUGUGCGCCUGGCUAACACCAUGAGAGAAGUUAAUCUUCUGCCGGAUAAUUUGCUUAACCGCCCUUCAGUGGGAUUGGUCCAGAGUUGGUAUAUGCAGAGCUUCCUUGAACUUUUGGAGUAUGAAAAUAGGAGCCCUGAGGAUCCAAAGGUCUUAGAUAACUUUCUACAAGUUCUUAUUCAAGUCAGAAAUAGACACAAUGAUGUGGUUCCUACAAUGGCACAAGGAGUGAUUGAAUACAAGGAGAAGUUUGGGUUUGAUCCGUUCACUAGCAGUAACAUCCAGUAUUUCCUGGAUCGCUUCUAUACCAACCGCAUCUCCUUCCGCAUGCUUAUUAACCAGCACACGCUUUUGUUUGGUGGUGACACAAAUCCUGCUCAUCCUAAACACAUCGGAAGUAUCGAUCCCACCUGCAACGUGGCUGAUGUCGUGAAAGAUGCGUAUGAAACCGCCAAGAUGUUAUGUGAACAGUAUUACAUGGUAGCUCCUGAGUUGGAAAUUGAAGAAUUCAAUGCCAAAGCUCCAGGCAAACCUAUUCAGGUAGUUUAUGUGCCCUCCCAUCUGUUUCACAUGCUAUUUGAGUUGUUCAAGAACUCAAUGAGAGCAACAGUUGAACUCUAUGAAGACAGAAAAGAGGCCUACCCAGCGGUUAAAACCCUUGUCACUCUGGGUAAAGAAGACUUGUCCAUUAAGAUCAGCGACCUAGGUGGUGGUGUCCCCCUUCGAAAAAUAGAUCGUCUUUUUAACUACAUGUAUUCCACUGCUCCUAGACCAAGCCUGGAGCCUUCAAGAGCUGCCCCUCUGGCUGGAUUUGGUUAUGGCUUGCCAAUUUCUCGUCUGUAUGCUAGAUAUUUCCAAGGAGAUCUAAAACUGUAUUCUAUGGAAGGAGUGGGUACGGAUGCUGUAAUUUAUUUGAAGGCUCUUUCAAGUGAAUCAUUCGAGAGGCUUCCAGUAUUCAAUAAGUCAGCAUGGCGCCAUUACAAGACCACACCUGAAGCAGAUGAUUGGAGCAAUCCCAGCAGAGAGCCCAGAGACGCUUCUAAAUACAAGGCAAAACAAGACAAGAUCAAGACUAAUAGAACUUUCUAGAGAACUGAAUGCUCUGGUCCUCUCUGUGAAGAAAGAUCAUCUUCCGCAAGUCAACCUCUGACCUCCUUUCCUCUACCAACUCUGAGUGUGACACCGUAGUUAUUCCAGUGCUGGACCUUUCCCAGAGAAACUUCCAUGUAGCUACUUCAGAUCUUCCAACUAGCGUAGUAAAUUGAGUACCUUUAUAG
Messenger RNA from Myotis brandtii (Brandt's bat), 1472 nucleotides. It is a transcript of the gene PDK3, whose product is annotated as pyruvate dehydrogenase kinase, isozyme 3. The record is from RefSeq and is a predicted model, not a curated record. Gene Ontology annotation, cellular component: mitochondrion. The transcript is spliced from 12 exons. NCBI's taxonomy places the organism in Eukaryota, Metazoa, Chordata, Mammalia, Chiroptera, Vespertilionidae. Gene Ontology annotation, biological process: protein phosphorylation; regulation of glucose metabolic process. Gene Ontology annotation, molecular function: pyruvate dehydrogenase (acetyl-transferring) kinase activity. Bases 37 to 1284 code for a protein of 415 amino acids.